AUGGACGGCUUCCUCGACUGGGUCUGCCCCCAGGCGGAAAAGAUGUUGGAUUUUCUCAUCGACAUGUUCGGCAUCAUUUUUGGUCCGAUCAUGUAUGGAUUACUUUGGAUGACCAGUUUUUCUUCGAUUGGUUUCGCCAUUUGGAUCAUAGUUGGCUCCCUCAUUCUCGGUGCCCGCAAGCUGUUCCAGGAUGCGACACGAAGCCUCAAGGAUCAGUGGCGUGCCUUAUCAGACAACGACCCCAAUAAGCCCAGGAUUCCUGUUUGGUAUCGCCGUCCCAGUUAUGCGGUGUGCGACCCCAUUACCGACUCAUCGAACCCGUCCAAGGAUGGUAAGAAGAAGAAAUCGGACAAGAAGAAGUUGAGCCUUAGAAUCUCUCAGACGAAGGCCAAGAAGAUUGCGACACGGUUAAGAAGGAAGACAUCCAGACUUGAAUACAGGCACCGACAGGAACAUAAGACAAAUCCCUGGCCCACACGCAAGCAUCAGAAGACUGUAGAGCUGAACAGCAAAAUCGAGAAGCUCAAGAGUUGCAACCUUGAACUCAGUGCCUAUUUACGGACUGUGGAGGCGAGCCGCGCUGAACUGUUGCAACGUCAGACAACCUGGAUUUACCCAUACGACAAGGACUUGGAGAUCCCCGGCCGAAUUCCAACCAUAUGUGCGAGACUGCCAGUACCCGAAUUCCGCAUCUCAGACGUUGUUGGCCGCCGAAAGGCCAAGCCAGCUGCCCCUUUCAAUAUCACGUUUUACAGCAUGCCUGAGACUAUCGUUCGAUCCAAGGCCUCUGCUCCUGCCGCCCGGUCUCUGUCUAGAGUCAACAAUAAGACUAUCGAACAGACCGCCAACCAGCCCGUCACGACCCCCGCUGUCAUCCCGUCGCCACCCAUCACGAUUCCCACCGUCAAUACCCUUGGCCAAAUUCCUAAGCACACCGAGAGCCCUGUUACGAGAGUUCUCGGGCUCCCUCAACCCCUAGCCAACUCGGUGCCAUUGCCCAAGUCUCCCCCGCAGCCGCUCGCGCAGUCUCCUUCAACCCCGCCCUCGCUUAUACACCCAAGCUCACAGAUUGUUACCCCAGCUUUCCCCGCGGUAUCCAAGAACAACAACGGGGAAGUGAGCCAAGAGGACAGGCCUGCCAAGGAAUCUAAAAAGGAAGCUUCAGACUACAAUACCAGCUCUAAAAGUAACAAUGACGAGAACAACAACACUGCGCUUCCAUCGAUAUCAGAACCAGAUGAAGACGCCGGCAAGAGUAAAGAUGAAAACCUUACACUGCUUCCGGAUUCAGAUGAAAACGAUGUCGAGGGAAGAGACGAUAACUUCCCGCCUCUUCCAGAUUCGGACACUGGGUCGGAUGGAGAGGACGAUGAUGAGGACCGCAACGACAGACCAGACAACGCAGGCAGUGUAAUUCCCUCUGUGAUUCAGCAGCUUGUGGAGACGUUUUCCGAUCCUGCACCUGCUCAAGAAUCCCCCUUUACGUCUUCCUCCGCCCCUGCUAUCAUCAAACCCAAUGUCCAGGAACCAUCUAUCACUCCCCUGGGUACCCAGAUGGAAGUUGAUAUCCACAAUGAGAAUGUGACCGAAGAGGAACACACUAAGCUAGAUGCGAUGGAUGUUGACGUCCAGGACGAAAAAAGUGGCAAGGAAUGUGGCGCUGCUAAAGACGAGAUGGAAGUUGACAUCGAGCACGAGAAGACUAAGGAUGACACUGGAAAAGACAAGAUGGAAGUCGAUAUCGAGAACGAGACUGGCGCUACGACAGACGAGAUGCAGCUGGAUGAUAUGGAUUUAAUCCGGGGUCUAAAGGACGUCGACAUGGUAAACGCGUCGCAGAAGAUCCAAAAACCGACGGGCGAUAUCGAGAUGAGAGACGGGCCAACAACCCCUUCCAUUGCGCCUAAUCCCAAUGUCUUUGCCGAACAGAACGCUCGGCAUACAAUCGCUGAGCAACCUUCGACUCCGCUGCCAAACAAACACUGCUCACACCAAGGAAUGCAGCGUCCACAGGUAUCCAACGUCCGUGGCGAAACCAUGUCUGACAAGGCACCUCCCCCGGCCCCUGAAUCUAAGAACCAGAGGCCAGUCAUUGUCAUUCGGCAUAACGAGUCGCGCCGCCAGAGAGCUCUCGAGGCGAAGCGACGUUGGCUAUUGGCACAAGAGCAGGAAGCCGCCGACGCCCCUGAGCCCGCCAUGGAGCAGUUUAGGAACAGACCGCCGCCCAUGGUAUCAUCGCAGGGUGUCUCCGCCAGAGAUAACCGUCUACUGUUGUCCGGAACGCCCGAGUUGAGGCGAGAAUUACUUCACAGGCUCCAGGCCCUGUGGCCCCUCCUGCCGAAGGCCGAGGUCGAUCGGUCACUCGCAGAAUGGCGCAAGCUCCUGAACCCGGCAGGCAAACAUGCGCUUCCGGACAAUACUUACAUCCCCAGGGACGCGUUCGAGCGGGAAGCGGCCGAGUGGAUGAAGAAGGUUCUCGAAUUGAUGACCAAAUUGAAAGUCGUUCCAGAAGUGGGAUCCCUUCUGGAGACUUGGAGGGAAUGCAUGGCCCGUCAAGAGCCACUUCCCGAACCUGAAGAUAACUAG
This is a messenger RNA of Colletotrichum graminicola M1.001, 2586 nucleotides long. RefSeq lists its product as uncharacterized. The record is from RefSeq and is a predicted model, not a curated record. The transcript has 6 exons. Bases 1 to 2586 code for a protein of 861 amino acids. Lineage: Eukaryota; Fungi; Ascomycota; Sordariomycetes; Glomerellales; Glomerellaceae.